Messenger RNA from Portunus trituberculatus (swimming crab), 3303 nucleotides. RefSeq names its product TATA-box-binding protein-like (gene Tbp). The record is from RefSeq and is a predicted model, not a curated record. NCBI's taxonomy places the organism in Eukaryota, Metazoa, Arthropoda, Malacostraca, Decapoda, Portunidae. Gene Ontology annotation, molecular function: DNA binding; RNA polymerase II general transcription initiation factor activity. Gene Ontology annotation, biological process: DNA-templated transcription initiation.
UGAAGUGGGGACCGAAAUGGUGGCGGUGCCGAACAUGUGAAGCAGGCAGGCUAGUGAGGCUACAGCGGUGUUUGGAGCAGCAACAGCGAGAGGGACGGGCUGCUGUUCCUACUCUAUGGUCAUCAUUUUCCCUCCAGUAAUCCAGACGAGUGACCAGUGUGUGACCAGAAGCUCUGCCAUCCUGCUCUCUUUGAACAUUUUGAAUCGGUUUCAACAUGGAUGGUUACCCCGCCAUGGAUCAGCUUCUACCAUCACCGGGGUUCAGUAUUCCCAGCAUUGGGACACCUCUGCCACACUCAGGGGAGGAGGAGAUGAUAUUGCUCUCUGCUCAGCAAAAGCAGCAGCAACAAUCCACUCAAGAACAACAGCAACAGUCCUCACAACAGCAGCAGCCACAGGGUUCCCAGAUGGGGCAGCAGCAGCAGCAGCAAGGGUCACAGAUGGGGCAGCAGCAGUUCAGCAGCGGCCUCACGCCACACACACUCCUGCAGCCUCACACACCAAACCUGAUGUCCCCAGCCAUGGGCACUGGUGGGUCACAGGUUGGUGUGGGCAGUAUGUUUGGCUCAGCAUUGGGACCCUCCACUCCAGCAGGGGGGCCCAUGACUCCCAUGACCCCACACUCCAAUGACCCAGGCAUUGUACCACAGCUACAGAACAUUGUCUCCACAGUCAACCUCAACUGCAAACUUGACCUCAAAAAAAUUGCCCUACAUGCGCGUAAUGCAGAGUACAAUCCCAAGCGAUUUGCAGCGGUGAUUAUGAGGAUCCGUGACCCUCGCACCACUGCCCUUAUUUUCUCCUCAGGCAAGAUGGUGUGUACGGGUGCCAAGAGUGAGGAUGACUCCAGACUAGCAGCCAGGAAAUAUGCUCGGAUUGUACAGAAACUUGGGUUUCCAGCAAAAUUUAUGGAGUUCAAGAUACAAAACAUGGUGGGCAGUUGUGAUGUGAAGUUUCCUAUUAGACUGGAAGGCCUUGUGCUCACCCACAGUCAGUUCAGCAGUUAUGAGCCGGAGUUGUUCCCUGGUUUGAUCUAUCGUAUGGUGAAGCCUCGUAUUGUCCUCCUCAUAUUUGUGUCUGGCAAGGUGGUACUCACAGGUGCAAAAGUGAGGAAUCAGAUUUAUGAAGCUUUUGACAACAUUUACCCCAUCUUAAAAAGCUUCAAGAAGCAAUGAUGACACAUUGGGCAUCACAGAAGUGAGUGUUAUGGGGGGUUAUGGGAAAAUCUUUUUACAAUGUACAAACUGUAUGUUUUAGUGAAGGCCUCUUUAUUUAUCAUAAUUAUUAUCAUUAAUGUUAUUAUUGUAAUUAUUAUUUUGUUAUUAUUAUUUUAUAUUCCACAAAAGCUGUCCAGAUUUUUUUAUAUGUUCUGUCUAAGCUGUCCUGAUUUCUAUAGUUUGGUGGGCUUUGGGAAUGAGAACUUUCAAUAACAUCUUCAAUUUUUCAUUUGUUACAGAAUAGGAUUUAAAUCUUUGUGUUAUGUGGACUGUAUUAGAGUAUACCUCACGUAUUCGUUGAAGUGGGAAGGAAGGAGGCAAAUCGUUGUGCAGUUUUGUUUUCAUGACACUCAUAGAGAGUCGAGGACUCUUUCUGGCAUUGCUCUCUCCUCCACGUGUUGGUUUGUCUUUCCCACAAACAUUCUUGGUACAUUGGAGUCUCUCAAGAAUUUGAAAAGAACAUUAUAAUUAAUCUCUAUUUUACAAAAAUACAUGGUAGAAAAAUUUGUAUAUAGUGUUUUCUUGGUAUUUGUAAUUUUGCUGUGAUUCUUGGCAAUAUGAUGGGUAUCUAUAUAAAUUAUACAGUUUCUGGUUCAUAAAACAGUUAUCAUAUAAUGACAUUUUGGUAGUUCAGGUUACAUAUUGUUCAUUGCUGACAUGAAAUUGCAUUGGUGCAUGACAAAAAUGCUUACUAAUACAUUUUAUACUUCUGACAAUUUUUGAUUUUCAUAGGUUUCUUGAAUGAAACCAUUGCAAAUACCAAAAAUUCAUUAUAUAUUUAGGGUUAUUUGUCAUCACAAGUGGCUUCAUGAAGAGUUAUGAUGACAUGCAAGUCUUUGUACCAGAAGCCCAACAAAAAUGGUGAUAGUUGCUGAUUGGUGUGCUUAUGCAUGUUACAAACAAACAACUGUCAUACUCAUAAUUCUUUUAUAAAACUUUUCAUUGAAUAUGUGAAUCUGGUGAUUUAGAUUAGUUUGGAAAAUGUGCAAAGGAAUGUAAAUGAAAUGAAUGAAUGAAAAAUGAAUGAAAGGAAGAGCUUAAUUUUGACCCAUGUGCAGAGGUGCUGGAAGUGAAGUGAAGACAAGGAGGGCAGGGUCUGUGUUGGAUUUUCUGGUUACUUUCAUCUUUCAGCCACCAUCCUACCCACUCAUCCAACCACUUCUGUACUCAACUUCUUUCCUUUCUCCAUCAUCUGUUACUGGUUACACACUAUAAAUUUUAUUUCUUCCCCUGCCAUCCAUUACCCUGACCACUACCUGUCAUCCAUGUUAGUCAAAAUCUGUUCUGUUUUGCAUUAUUGGCAUCAAGAAAACAAUAUAGUUGGCCAAGUAUAUGACUUCCAACUAACUCAAUGUAUAGUUUUGAAGCUUGUAAUAUUCAUGGUUUCAAAAGAUGACAGGUGAUUGUCAGUGCAAUAUUGAGAGACUCAAGUGUACUGCAUCAUUCCCAGAACCAUUAUAGUGGUAAACUUAGAAAUUUGGUUGAUUCCUAUGGACUGGGUAGUCAACUUUGCCGGGGAAUGGAAUGUGUAUCUCCGUAACAUGGUUGUUGUUAUGUUGGAGUAGUGAGUUGAUCAUGUAUCUUUUAGAUACCUGAAAACUUCUCCAUCUCUUUUUUAGUAAAAGAGGAAUCUAUAUUAAUAUUAAGUAAGAUUUUUUAGUACAAGGGAAAGCAGCAAAGCAUGAAUUGUUAAGCUGCAAGUAAAAUAAGCCAUAACUUUGUCAGGCAGGAGUAUUUUUCCUACUUAAUGUGUGAGAGAAGUGUAUUUAAUUCACUGUAAAUUCAUAAAUGACAGACAAUAACAACAAUCACUGUUGAGUAGAUACUUCAGUCUUUGCCAGUAUUCUUGUAAAAAACAUACAAUUUUAUUUUGUACAUCACUUAAAAAUCAUUGUCACCAAAAUAAAAAUCAGGUACAGAAAGUAAAUGAAGGGCUACAAUCUUUCUCCUGAUUGGUCAAAAUCUUUGGGUAUUUUCUUAGUGGUAGUCAUUUUGGAUGUAGAUGUAUUAACUGAUAUAUUUUUUACCUUACUUCCUUCUUUAAGAUAUUAAUAAAUGUUUGUAUGAAUAUAUACAUAACAGUGGA